Drepanopeziza brunnea f. sp. 'multigermtubi' MB_m1 is the source of this 1296-nucleotide messenger RNA. NCBI's taxonomy places the organism in Eukaryota, Fungi, Ascomycota, Leotiomycetes, Helotiales, Drepanopezizaceae. The record is from RefSeq and is a predicted model, not a curated record.
AUGGAUAUCAAGCAGAUUGUAAAUGCCAAAGGCCCCAAGGCCGCCGCCGCCGCCGCGGCAGCAAAUGGCGUCCCACAAGAUCUUCAUCUCCUUCAAUCAAUCUCGCAAGCCAACAGCAUGCACAUGUCUGACACUGGAUCGGAACGAGGGAACUCGCCCCAUGAUUCGGAGCAUUCACGGUACUCUGGCUCUGCUCCGAGAUACGGACAGAUGAACGGCAUGAAUGGAGCUCCAAAUAUGCGUUACCCAUCUCCGACCGCUAUGCAAGCCCCGCUCCCUAUGUUGCAACAAUCUUAUCCAUCCGAUCCGAGAUUCGAUAAUGGUAUGAUGCAACAAGAAAGCAUCCGAAGUCCUGCGCAGUCUGGAAACGGCAUUGCGCAGAAGGCUUUCUCGUGUAGCUCGUGUGGAAAAGGCUUUGCGCGAAGAAGUGAUCUCGCCCGCCAUGAACGUAUCCAUAGUGGUAUCCGGCCCCACGUUUGCGAGCAUCCAGGUUGCGGAAAGCAAUUCAUUCAACGUUCGGCAUUGACUGUACACAUGCGAGUCCACACCGGCGAGAAGCCUCAUAUACAUCGUCGUAUUCAUUCUGGCAAGAGGCCAUACAAAUGCCCCUACGCCGACUGUCAGAAGACCUUCACCCGCCGAACCACUUUGACUCGCCAUCAGAACCACCACACUGGAACCGUCGAAGAAGCUGCCGCUGCCACUGCCGCCGCUCUCGCCACCCGUACCGGAAGUCAACGAGGCGGACGUCAACGAUCAGAUGGAGAGCAGUAUUCGAACAAUGGAUCUCCAAUGUCGACCCCAUCUCCUGGCCAAAGAACCCUUUCUGCUUCGCCCAACUCGGAACUUGCACCUCUCAGCAGCAUGCACCGCCAUCCAGUAGAAUACCAAUACAUCGGCAACCAGCACCUGCCCAAUCACGUCAGAGGAGAAUACCACAUGCAAGGCCAACCACCUACCACUGCCUCGUACAACAACGGUAUGAGACCCACCUCUCACCCUACUGGAUACGGACCUCCUUCAAUCUUGGAGCCCCCUACCCACCCCGAGCGUAGUGUGACUGGUAGCCCUCACAUGAGUAACUCUGGAUGGGCAUCGCCAUCGCAAUCGCAAAAUGGUAUGCCGUCGCCUUCGGCAAGUAACGGCUACGUUUAUCCAGACCCAGAUCCUUAUGGAUCUCAAAUGGGCCAACAAAUGUAUUACCAAAACUCUAACAUCCGACGACUACAAAGCCCCGAGGGUGAAUACGAUGUCAAGCCACGUCUAAAUCAAGAGAUGUGGACCGCUGCUCAAUAA